AAAACAUAAACUUCACCCCAUAAAUCAUUAUAUUACAAAUAUCACCUUUCAAUAGCCUGAUGAUAUUGUGUUUUACAGAUUUUAAGGUUGGUUCGUCAUUCAUUUAACAAGUUUCCAGUCAUGUAGAGCGGCACGUGUCUACAUUUUCAAUUGGCUGUUUUUUUGGUUGGUUUCUUUGCUCUUUUUUUUUGCUGACCUGAUGACCUGAUGUUUUCUAGGCUUUAUAAACAGCCAGUUUCAGAAAUCAGCGCUCAGAUCUCUCCAUACCUCGCCGGUGAUAGGACAAGAUGAAGGCUGUUUUAGUAUACUUGUUGUCGUUUUUACUGGCCGCAUCAGCCGCCAACUGGAAGGGAUAUGGCGGUGGUUAUAAUGGAGGUGGAGGAUUUGGUGGCGGAGGAUUUGGCGGCGGCGGAGGAUUCAACGGCGGUAACAACGGCGGAUUUGGUGGUAUGGGAGGAUUCAAUGGAGGUGGAUUUAACGGAGGAGGCGGAUUUAACGGCGGAGGAUUUAACGGAGGUGGAUUUAACGGAAAUUUCAACAACGGGGGCGGAUACGGUGGAGUAGGAGGAUACGGUGGCCGUAGAGGCGGAGGCUUCAUUGGAGGCGGGGCAAUCGGUGGAUGUGGGCGUUACGGCUGUGGUGGUAUUGGAGGUAUCCGCGGGGGAUUUUACAGACCUAGAUACCCCAAAUACGGCCGAAAAAUGAGGAAAUUCGGUUAAAUACACUGGAACCUUGACAAAUUCAACACUGCAUCAACCAUCGACCGGAAGUAGACCAAGGAAUGACUCAUUUUCACGUGCCGCUCACACAUUCUGUAUAUACUUAUUGUUUUCUUAUAAACUUUUUAUUUUUGGCCAAAAAUAAACUGUUUCGCAAGCUCUUAAA
Messenger RNA from Ruditapes philippinarum (Manila clam), 885 nucleotides. RefSeq lists its product as uncharacterized. The transcript has 5 exons. Bases 288 to 719 code for a protein of 143 amino acids. Lineage: Eukaryota; Metazoa; Mollusca; Bivalvia; Venerida; Veneridae. The record is from RefSeq and is a predicted model, not a curated record.